Molecule: messenger RNA, 580 nt
Organism: Manihot esculenta (cassava)
Lineage: Eukaryota; Viridiplantae; Streptophyta; Magnoliopsida; Malpighiales; Euphorbiaceae
Product: cytochrome c oxidase subunit 6b-2
Exons: 4
Coding region: 5-355 (116 amino acids)
Cellular component (GO): mitochondrion; respiratory chain complex IV
Source: RefSeq, a predicted model, not a curated record
AUGGAUGAACCGUACCCGUACCGAACCCGACACCCACAUAAUCUUUUAUAUUUUGCAGUUCUCUUCCCCACACGCACACCAUUCCUCGUUUCUCCGUUGGACUAGAUCGGUUCAAGCCAUGGCAGACGAGAUCGAGCUGAAAACUGCCCCUGCUGAUUUUCGUUUCCCUACGACAAAUCAAACUCGGCACUGUUUUACCCGGUACAUUGAGUUUCAUAGGUGCGUGGCAGCGAAGGGUGAUGAAUCUAAUGAAUGUGAACGAUUUGCCAAAUACUAUCGUUCCCUUUGCCCUGGUGAAUGGAUUGAGAGGUGGAAUGAGCAAAGGGAGAAUGGGACUUUUCCAGGUCCUCUUUGAUCUUCUUUCAGAAGCACCUGAGCUCGAUGUCUUUGUCAACGUUGGUCCUGUCCUUUAGAUAUUUUCAUUUAAUAAAACUGCGAUGGGAUGCGGGAAUUCACUUGGGCUUAUGAAACUGACAGUUUUAUUUUGGAUAAAUUGCACAAAUAUCUGGUUUCUGGUUGUGAUUCCUUUUCAGGUCGUCUCAUACAUUUAACGAGUGCAGGGCUGCAACCUUUAGGUGAA